AACAGAUAAAAAAUUUAAAUCAACAAAAUGAUCAAACUGAAAAAUUGGAAGAUAAAUAUAAUAAAAACAUGAAACCUUAUAAUUUACAAGAAAUAUUUAAAAAAGAAAUAAAAGUCGGCCAAUGUUUUCAUGGUCUCUUUGAAGAAUAUUACCGGAUCGUCAAGACUUUAAAAAUGAAUCCUGAAAAUAAUUUUGCAAAAGUUUUAGUUGAUGACGAAUCUAAACAUAAGAUAAUGAAAUUUAAAAGCAAACCAGAAGAUACUGAAACAAUUAAAUAUGAUUUUUUUAACGGAUACAGGGGUGAGGAUAAAAGAUAUUAUGUUAAAAAGAUUCAUUUUUUAACUGAAAAAGAGGUAGUUUAUUCUGGAUAUACUAUAAAAGAUGAAAAUGAUACGUGUAUAGAACAUCAUGGGGGUUGUUUUGGUGGUGAUCAACCAUGGCAUCAUAGAAUUUUUUCUGAUGACAGAACUGAUGAAUAUCGAUAUUAA
Messenger RNA from Racocetra fulgida, 488 nucleotides. The record is from the annotation of a GenBank genome assembly. NCBI's taxonomy places the organism in Eukaryota, Fungi, Glomeromycota, Glomeromycetes, Diversisporales, Gigasporaceae.